This is a messenger RNA of Lolium rigidum, 971 nucleotides long. RefSeq lists its product as uncharacterized. Gene Ontology annotation, cellular component: RNA polymerase II transcription regulator complex. The transcript has 3 exons. Gene Ontology annotation, molecular function: DNA-binding transcription factor activity, RNA polymerase II-specific; RNA polymerase II transcription regulatory region sequence-specific DNA binding. The coding region runs from base 136 to 765 and encodes 209 amino acids. The record is from RefSeq and is a predicted model, not a curated record. NCBI's taxonomy places the organism in Eukaryota, Viridiplantae, Streptophyta, Magnoliopsida, Poales, Poaceae. Gene Ontology annotation, biological process: regulation of transcription by RNA polymerase II.
CACUAGCCCCACUGUCAUGAUUCAGAUGCAUGCAUACGCCAAAUUGAGGGCUCUAUAAAGAAGAAAGCCUUCAUCCUUCACACCAGAGUAAGAGGAGAGAGCGAGGGAGCGUGUGUGUGUAAGAGAAAGAGAACUAUGAAGAGGAAGGGAGGGGACGGAGGGAGAAGAGCCACGGUGUUCGACAAGAAGGAUGCAGGGAGGCAGAUGAGUGAGGGGGUGGAGAUGGAAGAUUUGUGCUCCAAGCUGACGUCUCUCGUUCCGCAAGAGUACCGUCUGGACACUGCUUCGCAGGGUUCGUCAGACAUGCCCGCCCAACUGACGCAAGCCACAACCUACAUCAAGGAUCUACGGGAGAGAGUCGAAAAGCUGAAGCAAAGGAGAGAUCAGUGCCUUUCAAAAGUCGAACGAGCGACCAGCAGCAGCCGCAGCAGCAGCACAGCCACAAAAACAAUAGCAGCAACAGGAUCAUCCAAUCCUCACGACACUACGGUUCAAUUCAGCGGAGCCACACAUUUCAACUUGAAGUUUACAAUGAGCUCCAGGAAGGGUGUCCAUUUGCACAAGGUGAUCCUCACGAUCUUGCAAGACGAACGCGUCGAGGUCAUGGAAGCCAACUCGUCCUACGUCGACGAUAGCAAGAUCGUCUACGUGCUCAAGUGCAAGACGACAAGCUCUGAGGCAGUCUUGGAUGCGUCCAUGGUGGCAACAAGUCUCAGAAAGUUGCUGGCUGAAUCAUUUGCAGAACCUGAUCGUGUUGGUCUCUAAAUUGGUCAAGUGUUAGGCUCGAUAGGAGGAUUUCCAGUUUUCCUUCACAUAAACUAUAUCUUUACUUCUUCAUUAGAUUGUACGAUUUUUUUUAUCAACACUUGUAAAAAACAACCCUUUGCAAGUUGAACUAUGGUCCUUCCUCACCGAAACAUUUCAAAUUUGAAGGGAGAUUUUUAUGUCUAUUGAUAGAUUGAACUUAUCAA